Messenger RNA from Colletotrichum orchidophilum, 1761 nucleotides. RefSeq names its product FAD binding domain-containing protein. Gene Ontology annotation, molecular function: FAD binding; oxidoreductase activity. Lineage: Eukaryota; Fungi; Ascomycota; Sordariomycetes; Glomerellales; Glomerellaceae. The coding region runs from base 1 to 1761 and encodes 586 amino acids. The record is from RefSeq and is a predicted model, not a curated record. The transcript has 3 exons.
AUGGUGUCUCUUCUCAGCUUGCUUACCCUCGCGCCCGCGGUGGUCUCGGCCUUUUCCAUCGGCCGGGUAGGACCAGGCGGUAUCAGACCUGAAAGCCCGCUCGGUCACGACAUCGCACAGAGGGACUCGGCAUGCCGCUGCUUUCCCGGCGAGGACUGCUGGCCGACGGCGGCGGAGUGGGACGCCUUCAACACAACAGUGGGAGGGCGCCUUAUUGCCACGGUCCCCAUCGGCGCAGUCUGCCACGACAGCUCCUUUGGCGCCUACGAUGAGGCCAAGUGCACGGCUCUGCAGAACAGCUGGGCCGAAGCCGAGACGCACAUCCAGACCUCGUCGUCGGUCAUGGCCGCCUUCUUCGCCAACCAGAGCUGCGACCCCUUCCAAGAUCGGACAGACCGCUGCAUCAUCGGCACCUACGUCCAGUAUGCCGUCAAGGCCACCGGCGCUGACGACUACGCAAAGACGAUCCGCUUCGCCCAGGACAACAACAUCCGCUUCGUCAUCCGCAACACCGGCCACGACUACCUCGGAAAGUCCACCGGCGCCGGCGCUCUCGCGCUCUGGACGCAGCACCUCAAGGACAUCAGCGUCCUGGACUACAAGUCCACGAGCUAUUCCGGUAAAGCGCUCAAGAUCAGUGCCGGCGUCCAGGCCGGUGAGGCCCAGGCCGCCGCGCACGCUCAGGGGCUCGUUGUCGUGGGCGGCAACAGCCCGACCGUCGGCAUCGCGGGAGGCUAUACUCAGGGCGGCGGCCACGGGCCCCUCGUCUCAAAGUACGGUCUCGCCGCCGACCAGGUCCUCGAGUGGGAGGUCGUCACCUCGGAGGGCAACACGCUUGUCGCGACUCCGACCGCGAACUCGGACCUCUACUGGGCCCUCUCCGGCGGCGGUGGCGGCGUGUACGCUGCCGUCCUGUCCAUGACCGUCAAGGCGUUCCCCGACACCAUCGUCUCGUCCGCGAAUCUCACCUUUACCAACUCGGGCGUCACGGACGACGUCUUCUACGGCGCCGUCACUACCUACCUGAAGACCCUGCCCACCAUCGUCGACGCCGGUGCCGUCAGCAUCUGGCUUCUCAGCGCCGGCGUGUUCAUGAUGCAGCCCACCACUCUUCCCAACAAGACCAAGGAGGAGCUCCAGGUCCUGCUCCAGCCCACUCUCGACGCCCUCGAUACCGCCGGUAUCACCUACGACUUCAACAUUGGUCAAUAUACCAGCUACCUGGCCAGCUACAACGACAUGAACCCGGAGCCCGCCGUCACCGAGUACAACAUUGGGGGCCGUCUCCUCCCCCGCUCUCUCGUCGCCGACGACGCCUCUACCGCGAGCCUCGUUGACGCGCUGAAGAGCAUCCUGGACAACGGCGGCAUCGUCUCCGGUCUCACCGUCAACGUCGCCCGUCCCGCCAAUGCCAUCGCCAACGCAGUGAACCCGGCCUGGCGCACAGCCCUCAUCUCUGCCGUCGUCGGAACCACCUACAGCCGCUCCGACUUCUCCACCCUCAUCUCGGGUCAGUCCAUGGUCUCGGACACGCUGAUCCCGAAGCUCAAGGCGCUGACGCCCGGCGGCGGUGCGUACCUCAACGAGGCGGACCGCAACGAGGUCGACUUCCAGUCCACGUUCUACGGCAGCGCAAACUACGUCAAGCUCAGGGCGAUCAAACAGCUCUACGACCCUUCCAGCACCUUUUACGCCCUGACGGGUGUCGGCAGCGAGGAUUGGAAGGUGCAGAGCGACGGCCGCCUCUGCAAGGUUGCGUGA